GCUCCACUGCCCCAUCAGGUAACACUGCUCGGCGUCAGGUGGCUCGACAUCGCGUUCUCUCUCGUUUAUCACUGUCGUCUUCCACACAAUUCGUCGCCUUCUCCGCUCGUCCGCCGACUUCUUGUGCCAUUUGUUUUGAAUAAUCCGAGUGAAUUCGACGCGCCCGAAAAGAGUCUCGCAUUGCCAAAAAAAAAAUCGGGGCCCGAAAUAUCGACGUUAACAAGUGUGUGGGGCCGAUUUCGCACUGAUAUUGUUUAGUUUGUUCGAAUCAUAAACACAACACACUCGGUUGUUUAUCUUUGUCGUUCGUGCAUUUAAAGUUUCCCGCAAACGGAAAACUGUGCUUUCCAGUUGUGCCAAUCGUUGGAGGAAGGGAAAGUUCCGUUGCCCAGCCAAGUGGAUCUAUUAAAAAGAAAAUUAAAUAGCCAUUCGAGUUAAUCAAAAGGUCCCUCUUCAACUGAAUGUCCGAGAAUAAAGGCAUCAUGCUGGCCAAAUCUGUUCAAAAACACGCUGGACGUGCCAAGGAGAAGAUUCUGCAAAACUUGGGCAAAGUUGAUCGCACCGCAGAUGAAAUCUUUGACGAUCACCUGAACAACUUCAACCGCCAGCAGGCGAGUGCCAACAGAUUACAAAAGGAGUUCAAUAACUACAUAAGAUGUGUUCGCGCUGCACAAACCGCCUCCAAGUCGCUGAUGGAUGCCGUUUGCGAGAUCUACGAGCCACAAUGGAGCGGCUACGAUGCCCUGCAAGCCCAAACUGGCGCCUCGGAGAGCUUGUGGGCGGACUUUGCGCACAAAUUGGGGGAUCAGGUGCUCAUACCACUGAACACAUACACCGGACAGUUUCCCGAAAUGAAGAAAAAAGUUGAGAAGCGCAACCGCAAGUUGAUUGAUUACGAUGGCCAGCGUCACUCGUUCCAGAACCUGCAGGCCAAUGCCAACAAGCGCAAAGAUGAUGUUAAACUAACCAAAGGACGCGAACAGUUGGAGGAGGCCAGACGCACCUACGAAAUCCUGAACACCGAACUGCAUGACGAGCUGCCCGCUUUGUACGACUCUAGGAUACUGUUCCUGGUCACAAACUUGCAGACGCUCUUCGCCACAGAACAAGUGUUCCACAACGAAACGGCUAAGAUCUACUCUGAACUGGAGGCAAUCGUCGACAAAUUGGCCACAGAAUCGCAGCGCGGUUCCAAUACGCUACGCAAACAAACAAGCAAUCCCAUCAAGACAUCGAGUCCAGUGCAGUCGCCAGUAAAUAAGCUAAACAACGCCAACAUCAACAGCAACUAUCAGAAUCAAAUUACCACAAACGGUGGCUCCAGUUUGGCAAACAGCCCGACAUCCACCAGCUCGUCGCUGCAAGAGCCGAGAUUUGAUUCAGUUUCUUCAACACCAGAACCGCCACACCAGGAGCCCCAAUCCCCAGCAGCAGCAGCAGCAGCAGCAGCGACGCCCAGCAGUCCCGCGGAGAACGGGGUGACCACCAAACCGGAGCUGAGUGCUUUGAAUGCGAGCGCCAAGGCAACCACAACCACACAGACGUCGCCCACGGAGGAGCAGUCAGCGGUGGUGGCGGUGGUCAGUGAAGUGAAGCCAUCGGAAAGUGAAGGAGCAGUAGCAACAGAAGCAGCAGCAGCAACACCUGUCGCAUCAGCAGUAGCAACAACACCUGUGGCCCAAGUCAACGGGAACAACAAUGAGCCAUCGGCUCAAAAGGAGAGUGUUGGAAAACAUCCAAAGGAGCUGCCAUCGACCACAUCGAAUGCUGAAGCUGCUGCCGAGGCGGCGGCCAACAAUGGCAACUCGAUCGAGGAGCACAAGCAGAAGAAACUAGGUAAUGACACACGAGCAUCCGAAACAGUCACCCAGCACUUAGUUACAUCAACAGAAACAGAUAAAGAUACAGCUGAUGCAGAUAAAGUAGUUAGCAAAUCAGAUAAAGAUACAGAUACUAAGAGCAGCACAAGUCAAAGAGGUAGACCAGUACCACCAGUAGUUGUUAAUAGGCACAGCGUAACUAAUCCAAAUCUAAAUAAGAAUCCGUUCGAGGAUGACGACGAACGCAUCUACGAGGUGCCCGCUGAUGCCAACACUGCUGACUUGCCGGCCGGCGUUCUCUACCGGGUGAAGGCCACCUAUGGCUACGUCAAGGAGGAUGUGGACGAGCUGAGCUUCGAGAUCGGCGACCUUAUUCGCGUCAUCGAGUACGACGAUCCCGAGGAUCAGGAGGAGGGCUGGCUGAUGGGUCAGAAGGAGGGCACCAACGAGAAAGGACUCUUCCCCGCCAACUUCACGCGUCCCAUCUGAAGUGGAAACUGAGUAUUGGGAUAGCGAAGAACCAACAGCAACUUCAGUUCUUUCACCACACAAAACACUUUUCGAACGGAGAUCCCAAUUCAAACUUUCGGCCAACUUUGUGAGCGCUGCAUUCGUUUUUGUCCAGUUAAUAAAUUCUUGUUUUGUGAAAUGUAUUUGGGAAUCACAAUCCUUUGAAUCCUUUGAAGGAUGGUUCGAGCAGUGCUUCCACCAUAAUAAAUUGUUAUUGUUAACGAGAACCAUACAACACACAAAGAAGAAGAAGAACGCAGAUGAGGAGCGAAAGAGAGAGAGAGAAUAUUUUGAAAAUGUUUCAAACAUUAUUUUUUAGUUCUAAGUUUCAACAAAAUCUAAAGCAUAAACCUACGUAUACAUAUAUUAUUUGUUAAUCCUAUUAUUGUGCUCAUAAUUAAUGCGAACAAAAACGUAUCUAAUUUGUAAUUUGUUAACGGCAAACCACAAACAAAAUAAUGUAACGCAUAUCACUCGAAAGCCAGAGUAAUUGUUAAACAAAUCAAAAGUCAGAGGAGAUAGCCUGAACCUUUUGUAUUUUGUGUAUUUUGCAAAUAUGUAGUACGAGUUUUAUAUAGUCAAUUGAGUGUAAUUUUGGGGCGAUGAAAAAUAAGGCCAAAUGAAAUUCCUCUGUGGUCCCCGGAGUUUUGGAAAUUGUUUUCAAGUAACAACAUUAACUUUUAGCGAUUACGUGUAUCUUAAUUUGUACUUUGUUUUUUAACUUUCGUCUGAGAGACUCGAACUAUCUGCAGCUUUAUAACACGAACACAAUCCAAUAGUCACUAACCGAUCGAUUCGAUGUUUUUAUUUUGUUCAACUCGAUUGUAAAUUACACGAAACCCGAAAUAAUUUUUUAAAUUGUGCACACACUGUAAAGUUAUUAUUUAAAUUUUAUUUAAUUAAUUUAAAUACCUAUUUAUCGCAUGAACAUAUUGAACAAAUGAUAAUAAUUUACAGAAAGCAAAUAAAACAUAGAUUAAAUAAAAAGUUCCGUUUGUAA
Messenger RNA from Drosophila ficusphila, 3330 nucleotides. RefSeq names its product myc box-dependent-interacting protein 1 (gene Amph). Gene Ontology annotation, cellular component: plasma membrane; cytoplasm. Gene Ontology annotation, molecular function: phospholipid binding; protein binding. Lineage: Eukaryota; Metazoa; Arthropoda; Insecta; Diptera; Drosophilidae. The record is from RefSeq and is a predicted model, not a curated record. Bases 462 to 2309 code for a protein of 615 amino acids. The transcript is spliced from 10 exons.